Racocetra persica is the source of this 490-nucleotide messenger RNA. The record is from the annotation of a GenBank genome assembly. NCBI's taxonomy places the organism in Eukaryota, Fungi, Glomeromycota, Glomeromycetes, Diversisporales, Gigasporaceae.
AAAACCAAGAAGGUUGAUUUACCAAAUAUUUUUGAGACCACCACCCAAAUAGCCGAUUUUCUCCGUCAAAUCAAGCUAAGAAAAUUAGCCAUUAAUAAAAGCAAAAAGGAGAACAUCCUAAUUAAAACUCUCCGACCAGGAGAGGAAAUUAUUCUGGACUUUAAUAUUAUUGGUGAAGAUGAAAAAAGUGGUAUAUCAAAUGAAUAUUCAGCAGAAUCCGGAAAAUUUUUAACCGAGAAGGAAUACCUAGUAGAACCAAUAAUUGUUCACUAUUCUACGGAAAAAUCCUCGGAGAAGGAAACUUGUCUAAUCGAAAAAAUAAUAAUUAAACAACGUGAGGAGAAUGACUUAACCGGUUUGCUUACCCUCAAAGGAACUUGCAGUGAAGUCGAAAAAAUUACGGAAGCGGAAGUUGACGAGAUAAUUAUUACUUGUUGCGCUUUAACUAUUAAAUCUUAUGAAAUAAUUCCAACCACCGAAGCAACUUCUA